AUGUGGACAGGAACGCCACCAGGCAUGAUCAUCGCCAAAUGGGAACAAUACAUCAAAAGAGAAACCAGAGACAGAACCAACCUACAAACCGCGACACGCACAACCAGGGGCAGCACAGCACAAGCGGACAUAGACACCAAACACACCAUCAUACUCACAGCCGGGAGGAGAGUGACGGAGGCGUGGAGCAGAAGUUUAGUCGAGGAAGAUCCAUAUGCACAGCCAGGAACGAUCGAAAACGCUAUGGACGCACCAAACAAAAGCUACACGGGAUAUUUCAACAUGGCAAGGCUAGGACAAACCAGAGUCCACAAGGUUGACUCACAAGGACACACACAAGAACACAAGAUCUACGAUACCACCAAAAUCUCCCCCAGCUUCCACACAACACCCAUGAUCUCAGCACAAGGCACAAUAGCAAUCGCAACCAACGACGCCAAGGUAUCAUCACUGGUCCGAACGAUCAGACCUUGGGAAGCCCUCAGCCUGUUUGGUUUCACAAAAGAGGACAGCAGAAAACUGUUGUUUGAGGAGAAACUCAGUUGGAGAGAGACAAAAGAACCGAAGUCAGCACCAAUGCGUCAACUACAACGAGCGGUCGUCCCACCAAGAUUGAGAGCAACAAUCAUAGCAGCAUACCACGCAUCACCAAUGGCAGGACACGUAGGGUUCCACAAGACGUAUUACAGGAUAGCCGCAAGGUUUUGGUGGCCAGGGAUGGCAAAGGAUAUCAGAGAAGCAGUCUUAGGAUGCGGACAUUGCAACGCAGCCAACGCGUCAAGCCACAAGAACCAAAAGAUUCUACAACAGACACCAAUAGAAGAACCAUUUGACGUAUGUUGCAUGGACGUGUGGUCGCCAGGAUCAACAAAGAACGCUACCAAACUGUCCACAACUUUGAGGAAGACACUCACAAACAAAGGAGUAGUCACGUACGUUUGCAACAUGAUAGGUUGCGCCACGGUUGCGUUCAUCAGCUCCAUGAACUCAGGGAACAUGGCCAGAAUAGCAUUCUUGCAAUUCUUCACCGUCAGAGGCCUGCCACGAUUGAUCCUCAUUGACGAAGGCAGCAAAAACAAAGAUCAAUUUACAGCCCUAUGCAACACGAUUGGAAUCGCAUACCACACGGUCAGUCCAGAAAACCAUGACAGAAUACUAUGUGAAAGAUUCCACAAAUACCUCAACAAAGUGCAACAAAUUGGAGCAGCCGACAUGAACACAUACGAAGAAUGGGCAAUGAACACCAUGUUUGGAACGUGCGCAUGGAACGCAGCCCCAGUAGAUGGCACGGAUAUCCAACGAGCAUUUGCAGCAGUGGCACGACACUUCAAAUUCCCAAUAGACAACGCAGCAGCGGCAUUGUCAAUAUCGGAGGCGCGUCAGAAAAAACAGGACACAACACCAGCAAACGCCGGGACAGAACACAUUAGAGCACAUCAAGACAAUGUUCCCACUUUCUGGAGACAAAAGGAACUGCUUAAACUUCUCAAUGAGGAACGAAGGGAACACCAGCAAAGGCUCAAAAAUCAAACCAGAACGCGACGGAAAUUUGCCCUUGGAGACAUUCUUAUGGUGCGGAAACAAGUACAAUCAAACGCCUCUGCAGGAAUACCAGCAAAACUGGUGCUACGAACAAAAGGACCUUACAGAGUCAUUGAGAAAGCGUCAGAAGACUUGUACAGACUACAAAAGAUCCCAGGGACAAGCACCAUGCUAACAAAAGCGAGGAUUGACCCCAAUCAAAGAAUCAGCAUUCAGAAUGCACAAGAUCCCAUCAACGAUAGUACUACACAAACGAGUGGACACACCAGAUACAAGACUAGCAAACAUGAGGAGCCCGCUAGCACACAGCCCCCUGGAAAUGAAUCUAGGACUAGUUGA
Cylindrotheca closterium is the source of this 1881-nucleotide messenger RNA. Lineage: Eukaryota; Bacillariophyta; Bacillariophyceae; Bacillariales; Bacillariaceae. The record is from the annotation of a GenBank genome assembly.